Messenger RNA from Caenorhabditis sp. 36 PRJEB53466, 231 nucleotides. NCBI's taxonomy places the organism in Eukaryota, Metazoa, Nematoda, Chromadorea, Rhabditida, Rhabditidae. The record is from the annotation of a GenBank genome assembly.
AUGGCAGUGGAAAAGAAUGAUCAUGAUGACGGAAUGAUCAUGGCAGUGGAAAAGAAUGAUCAUGACGACGGAAUGAUCAUGGCAGUGGAAAAGAAUGAUCAUGACGACGGAAUGAUCAUGGCAGUGGAAAAGAAUGAUCAUGACGACGGAAUGAUCAUGGCAGUCGAAAAGAAUGAUCAUGACGACGGAAUGAUCAUGACGACGGAUUCGAGCAAAAGCACUGAUGCAUGA